CCCAAUCCAAACGAACACUGAACGACAACACACGAUUGUUUUAGGAGUAAUACUAACCUAACCUUGUAUUCUAAAGUGUUGGAUUUUGUAGUGUUGUCGAAUCGAUCUAACUCGUGUUUAAUAAUUUCAAGUGUGGUAAUAAGUUUAAAGGGUUCUCAAGUUCUGCGAUAAAGUAGGAUGGAUGCAGAUUUGUAUGAUGAGUUUGGAAAUUACAUUGGGCCGGAGCUAGAGUCUGAUGAAGAAGACGACGAUGAUGAUAUUGUAGAAAGGGAGCCAGAGCAGCGUGAUUAUGAUGACGACGGUGUUGACGAUGGGGUGGAGGAUAUGGAGGUUGCGCCCAUGUCUGUGGUCCUUCAUGAAGACAAGCGAUAUUAUCCAGCUGCGCUAGAAGUGUUUGGGCCAGACGUAGAAACAAUAGUUCAAGAAGAAGACACACAAGCUCUUACAGUCCCUCUUGUAGCUCCUAUUAAGAAAAAGAAGUUCCAGUUAAAAGAACAAGAUUUGCCAGAGACAGUUUACAAUAUGGAAUUCUUGGCUGACAUGAUGGAUACACCACAUCUGAUCCGUAAUGUAGCCCUGGUGGGACAUUUGCACCACGGCAAGACAACACUUGUGGACUGCCUGAUCCGGCAGACACAUCCGGGAUUCCGGGAGCCAACAGAGGAACGCAAUCUGCGCUAUACAGACACUCUAUUCACCGAGCAGGAGCGGGGAGUGAGCAUCAAAGCCACUCCGGUCACAUUGCUGCUGCCUGACAUCAAAGCCAAGUCUCACCUGCUCAACAUAUUUGAUACACCUGGUCAUGUGAACUUCUCGGACGAGGUGACUGCAGCAAUGCGUAUGUCAGACGGAGUGGUGGUGUUUGUGGACGCAGCUGAAGGUGUGAUGCUAAACACUGAACGACUGAUAAAACACGCAGUCCAGGAGAAGCUGGCCAUCACUGUGUGCAUCAACAAGAUAGACCGUCUCAUGCUGGAGUUGAAGCUACCGCCUCAAGACGCGUACUACAAGAUCAGACACAUUGUCGACGAAGUGAACGGACUGCUCAGUUUGUACUCGGAUGAGGAAACAGCUCAUGUGGUCUCCCCUCUGCUGGGCAAUGUUUGUUUUGCCUCUGCUCAGUACGCAGUCUGCUUCACAUUGCGCUCAUUCGCCAACCUCUACGCUCAACAUUACCCAGGAGUCAAUGUGAAAGAGUUUGCUCGACGCUUGUGGGGAGACAUAUAUUUUAAUAGUAAAACACGCAAAUUCAGCAAGAAACCACCACACGGCAGCGCACAACGUAGCUUUGUCGAGUUUAUCCUGGAGCCCUUGUACAAAUUGUUCGCUCAGGUGGUGGGUGACGUGGAUUCUACCCUCCCGGCUGCCUUGGACGAGCUGGGCAUUCAUCUGACACGCGAGGAGAUGAAGAUAAACAUCCGCCCUCUCUUGCGUCUUGUAUGUGGGCGAUUCGUCAACGAUUUCAGUGGUUUCGUGGACAUGUGUAUACAACAUAUUCCAUCCCCGGCAGACAGUGCCCGAGCCAAAGUUGAGCAUAUUUAUUCAGGUCCGACGGACUCAAACCUGGCUCAAGACAUGUUGAACUGUGAUCCAGAAGGUCGCCUGAUGGUACAUAGCACAAAGAUGUAUCCCACUGACGACUGUACCUUCUUCCAAGUAUGUGGCCGCGUGAUGAGUGGAACACUGCACGCUGGACAAGAGGUCAGAGUUCUGGGCGAGAACUACACACUGGCAGACGAAGAGGACUCCAGGAUACUGACUGUCGGCAGACUCUGGAUAUACGAGGCGAGAUACAAAGUGGAAGUGAACCGUGUGCCAGCCGGCAACUGGGUGUUGAUCGAAGGUAUUGAUCAGCCGAUAGUGAAGACAUCGACAAUCACUGAUUUGAUCACUACAGAAGAUAUCUAUAUCUUCAAACCUCUCAAGUUUAACACACAGUCUGUCAUAAAAAUAGCAGUGGAACCAGUAAACCCGAGUGAGUUGCCGAAGAUGUUGGAUGGCCUACGGAAGGUUAACAAGUCAUAUCCGCUGCUGGCGACCAGAGUGGAGGAGUCCGGGGAGCAUGUGGUGCUAGGCACCGGCGAGCUGUAUCUAGACUGUGUCAUGCAUGAUCUGCGCAAGAUGUACUCUGAGAUUGACAUCAAAGUGGCAGAUCCAGUGGUGGCAUUCUGUGAGACUGUUGUGGAAACAUCCUCUCUCAAAUGUUUCGCUGAGACUCCUAAUAAACGUAAUAAGAUUACAAUGAUUGCUGAACCGUUGGAAAAAGGACUGGCUGAAGAUAUUGAAAACCAAGUGGUUCACAUUUCGUGGAAUAAAAAGAGGUUGGGAGAGUUCUUUCAAACUAAGUAUGACUGGGAUUUACUCGCUGCUCGUUCUAUCUGGGCGUUCGGACCUGACGUGACUGGGCCCAACAUCCUGGUUGAUGACACCCUACCAUCUGAGGUGGACAAGGCCCUGCUGGGCUCUGUGAAAGACUCAAUAGUCCAGGGAUUUCAGUGGGGCACAAGAGAGGGCCCAUUGUGUGAAGAACCCAUACGGAAUGUCAAGUUCAAGAUCCUGGAUGCAGUCAUUGCUCAAGAGCCAUUGCACAGGGGAGGAGGUCAAAUCAUUCCGACGGCAAGGCGAGUGGCUUACUCAGCAUUCCUGAUGGCCACUCCUAGACUCAUGGAGCCGUACUUGUUUGUGGAGGUGCAAGCUCCAGCUGACUGUGUGUCUGCUGUCUACACUGUACUAGCCAAGCGCAGAGGACACGUAACUCAAGACGCUCCAGUUCCUGGCUCUCCUCUCUACACCAUCAAGGCUUUCAUUCCUGCCAUUGACUCUUUUGGAUUUGAAACAGACCUGAGGACCCACACCCAGGGUCAAGCUUUCUGCCUUUCUGUGUUUCACCACUGGCAGAUUGUUCCUGGUGAUCCUCUGGACAAGAGUAUCAUCAUCAGGCCUCUGGAACCUCAGCCCGCAACUCACUUGGCACGAGAGUUCAUGAUCAAGACUCGGCGCAGGAAAGGGCUCAGUGAAGAUGUAUCCAUUAACAAGUUCUUCGAUGACCCUAUGUUGUUGGAGCUUGCUAGGCAAGACGUGAUGCUCAACUACCCGCUGUAAUAUGUUGAGUGUGCACCAGUCAUUGUAAAUAAUUUAAACUUAAGUAAAUUUUAUAUUAAAGA
This is a messenger RNA of Homalodisca vitripennis (glassy-winged sharpshooter), 3164 nucleotides long. Its product is annotated as 116 kDa U5 small nuclear ribonucleoprotein component. The transcript is spliced from 17 exons. Lineage: Eukaryota; Metazoa; Arthropoda; Insecta; Hemiptera; Cicadellidae. Gene Ontology annotation, cellular component: U2-type catalytic step 2 spliceosome; cytosol; U4/U6 x U5 tri-snRNP complex. Gene Ontology annotation, molecular function: GTPase activity; U5 snRNA binding; GTP binding. Gene Ontology annotation, biological process: mRNA splicing, via spliceosome. Bases 178 to 3102 code for a protein of 974 amino acids. The record is from RefSeq and is a predicted model, not a curated record.